Messenger RNA from Rosa rugosa (rugosa rose), 5194 nucleotides. RefSeq lists its product as uncharacterized. The record is from RefSeq and is a predicted model, not a curated record. Bases 1 to 5088 code for a protein of 1695 amino acids. Gene Ontology annotation, biological process: DNA integration. The transcript is spliced from 5 exons. Gene Ontology annotation, molecular function: nucleic acid binding. NCBI's taxonomy places the organism in Eukaryota, Viridiplantae, Streptophyta, Magnoliopsida, Rosales, Rosaceae.
AUGAUCAAGAAGGAGGCCAAGCCCAGAUUGAUUAGAUGGAUCUUGCUGCUGCAGGAGUAUGACCUAGCGAUCAAGGACAAGAAGGGAAGCGAGAAUGUGGUGGCGGACCAUUUGAGCAGGAUAGUACAUGAGGAGGACAUCCAGCCCCUACAGGAAACUUUCCCAGAUGAGCAGCUCUUUGGGAUAGAGGUUAGUGUGCCCUGGUAUGCGGAUAUAGUUAACUAUUUAGUCACUAGGACAUUUCCUGACACACUUUCCAAAGCUAGUAAGGAUAAAUUGAAGAAAAUGGCUAGGCACUUUAUUUGGGAUGAGCCCUAUUUAUGGAAACAUUGUAGUGACCAAGUCAUUAGGAGAUGUGUCCCAGAGUCUGAGCAUAGGUCAAUUCUGUCAUUUUGCCAUAGUGAGGCUUGUGGAGGCCACUUUGGGCCUCGUAGAACGGCCUUGAAGGUCUUAGACUGUGGAUUUUAUUGGCCCACUAUCUUCAAGGAUGCAAACUUGUUUUGUAUUUCUUGUGAUAGAUGCCAACGGACUGGUAAUCUUGGCCCAAAAGAUCAAAUGCCCAUGAGCCCAAUAAUAACUGUAGAAAUUUUCGAUGUUUGGGGCAUUGACUUUAUGGGCCCAUUUCCUUCGUCUAAUGGCUGUUUAUAUAUACUAUUGGCUGUGGACUAUGUAUCAAAGUGGGUGGAAGCAAAAGCCACCAGGACUAACGAUUCAAAAGUGGUUGCAGGUUUCUUGAAAACUAACAUAUUUUCCAGGUUUGGUGUGCCACGUGUGCUGAUCAGUGAUGGAGGUUCUCAUUUUUGCAACCGGACAAUCGAGGCUUUGCUGAAGAAGUAUGGGGUAACCCAUAAGGUGUCCACGCCCUACCACCCUCAGACCAGUGGCCAAAAGGAGGCAAAACCAAGGCUAAUUCGUUGGAUCCUCUUGCUUCAAGAGUUUGAUGUGGAGAUCAAGGACAAAAAGGGCUCUGACAACGUUGUGGCCGACCACUUGAGUAGGCUAGUAAGUGAGGAGGACGCCAUACCUAUAGUGGAGAUGUUUCCGGAUGAACAACUCUUCGGAAUCCAGGUAAGUGAGCCUUGGUAUGCUGAUAUUGUAAAUCAUUUAGUCUCUAAAACGUUCCCUAGUGAUAUGCCAAGUGGAAAACGUGCUAGACUUAAAUCUUUAGCUAGAGACUAUGUUUGGGAUGAUCCUUACUUGUGGAAAUAUUGUUCUGAUCAAUUAAUAAGGAGAUGUGUGCCUAAUAAUGAGACAUGUGAUAGAUGCCAAAGAACUGGAAAUUUAGGACCUAAGGAUCAAAUGCCCUUAAAUUCUAUAAUAGUUGUCGAAAUCUUUGAUGUUUGGGGUAUUGAUUUUAUGGGACCUUUUUCUUCAUCUCAUGGCUUUCUUUAUAUUCUCUUAGCUGUUGAUUAUGUUUCUAAGUGGGUGGAAGCGAAAGCCACCAGGACUAAUGAUUCUAAAGUCAUUGCAGAGUUUAUAAGAUCUAACAUUUUUAGUAGGUAUGGAAUGCCAAGAGCUAUCAUUAGUGAUGGAGGUUCUCACUUUUGCAACAAGACCAUUGAGGCUUUGCUUAGGAAGUACAACGUUACUCAUAAGGUUUCGACGCCUUAUCAUCCUCAAACGAGUGGACAAGCAGAAGUUUCGAAUAGGGAGAUCAAGAGGAUACUUGAGAAAACUGUGGGGCCUUCAAGGAAAGAUUGGAGUCAACGUUUAGAGGAUGCAUUGUGGGCAUAUAGGACGGCUUACAAGACACCAAUUGGGAUGUCACCAUUCCGGUUAGUGUAUGGGAAGCCGUGCCACUUACCUGUGGAGUUGGAGCACAAAGCUUGGUGGGCCGUGAGGAAUUUCAACAUGGACUUGGAUGCAGCUGGAGUUCAUAGGAAGUUGCAACUCAAUGAACUUGAGGAAAUUCGAAAUGAUGCCUAUGAUAGUGCACGGCUUUACAAGGAAAAGACAAAGGCUUUUCAUGAUAAGAUGAUUCGUGGAAAGACCUUUCGCCUAGCUGGACAUGAUUACUACUGCUUCUUGGAUGGCUACUCAGGAUAUAAUCAGAUUCACAUAGCCAAUGAGGACCAAGAGAAGACAACGUUCACCUGCCCUUUUGGGGCUUUUGCUUAUCGUCGCAUGCCUUUCGGACUAUGCAACGCACCAGGUACUUUUCAGAGGUGUAUGGUAAGUAUAUUUUCAGAUUAUAUUGAGAAAAUCAUAGAGGUAUUCAUGGAUGAUUUUUCUGUUUUUGGAAAAAGUUAUGAUGAUUGUCUUAAUAAUCUGGAAAUAAUUCUGAAACGUUGCAUGGAAACUAACCUUGUAUUAAAUUGGGAAAAAUGCCAUUUUAUGGUUAGACAAGGUAUAGUUCUAGGGCAUAUUAUCUCUGCUAGGGGCAUAGAGGUCGAUAAAGCUAAGGUAGACCUUGUGCGUUACUUACCCCCUCCCACUUCUGUGAGAGAGAUUCGUUCCUUUCUUGGUCAUGCAGGGUUUUACAGGAGGUUUAUCAAGGACUUCUCCAAGAUUUCGAGACCUCUAUGCCAACUACUCCAAAAGGAUGUGACCUUUACAUUUGACAAGGAGUGUCAAGAAGCUUUUGACAAGCUUAAGGAGUUGUUGACAUCUGCCCCAAUCAUGCUACCUCCAGAUUGGUCCUUGCCCUUUGAGUUAAUGUGUGAUGCCUCUGACUAUGCAAAUGGAGCUGUUUUAGGGCAAAGGAAGGACAAACGACCUUAUGCCAUCUACUACGCGGACGGAUAUAGUGGGUACAACCAGAUCUGCAUAGCCCACGAGGAUCAGGAGAAGACGACCUUCACGUGCCCCUUUGGGACCUUUGCUUAUAGGCGCAUGCCCUUCGGCUUAUGCAACGCACCAGGUACUUUCCAAAGAUGUAUGCUUUCCAUUUUCUCAGAAUACAUUGAAAAUAUUAUUGAAGUCUUUAUGGACGACUUUAGUGUCUUCGGUAAAGAUUUUGAUACUUGUUUAGAGAAUCUAGGAUUGAUACUUGAGAGGUGUGUAGAAACUAACCUUGUGCUGAAUUGGGAGAAGUGUCACUUCAUGGUGACACAAGGGAUAGUGUUAGGACACAUAAUAUCUGCUAGGGGCAUUGAGGUAGAUAAGGCUAAGGUUGAUCUUGUACGUCACUUACCCUCCCCCACAACUGUGAGGGAGGUACGCUCUUUUCUUGGCCAUGCAGGAUUUUACAGGCGGUUCAUCAAAGACUUCUCCAAGGUGGCGAGACCUAUGUGUGCCCUAUUGCAAAAGGACGUGCCCUUUGUGUUCAAUGAGGAUUGCAAGAAGGCGUUUGAAAAGCUCAAGGAGUUGUUGACCACGGCCCCCAUCAUGUGCCCACCGGAUUGGAGUCUACCCUUCGAGCUUAUGUGUGAUGCAUCAGACUAUGCUGUUGGAGCUGUGUUGGGCCAGAGGAAGGAUAAGAAGCCCUAUGCUAUUUACUAUGCUUCUCGGACCCUCAACGACGCCCAGCUCAACUACUCCACCACUGAAAAAGAACUCUUGGCUGUAGUCUUUGCUUUAGAUAAGUUUCGUUCUUAUUUAUUACACUCUAAAGUAAUUGUUUACUCUGACCAUGCAGCCUUGAGAUAUCUGAUGAUCAAGAAGGAGGCCAAGCCCAGAUUGAUUAGAUGGAUCUUGCUGCUGCAGGAGUUUGACCUAGAGAUCAAGGACAAGAAGGGAAGCGAGAAUGUGGUGGCGGACCAUUUGAGCAGGAUAGUACAUGAGGAGGACAUCCAGCCCCUACAGGAAACUUUCCCAGAUGAGCAGCUCUUUGGGAUAGAGGUUAGUGUGCCCUGGUAUGCGGAUAUAGUUAACUAUUUAGUCACUAGGACAUUUCCUGACACACUUUCCAAAGCUAGUAAGGAUAAAUUGAAGAAAAUGGCUAGGCACUUUAUUUGGGAUGAGCCCUAUUUAUGGAAACAUUGUAGUGACCAAGUCAUUAGGAGAUGUGUCCCAAAGUCUGAGCAUAGGUCAAUUCUGUCAUUUUGCCAUAGUGAGGCUUGUGGAGGCCACUUUGGGCCUCGUAGAACGGCCUUGAAGGUCUUAGACUGUGGAUUUUAUUGGCCCACUAUCUUCAAGGAUGCAAACUUGUUUUGUAUUUCUUGUGAUAGAUGCCAACGGACUGGUAAUCUUGGCCCAAAAGAUCAAAUGCCCAUGAGCCCAAUAAUAACUGUAGAAAUUUUCGAUGUUUGGGGCAUUGACUUUAUGGGCCCAUUUCCUUCGUCUAAUGGCUGUUUAUAUAUACUAUUGGCUGUGGACUAUGUAUCAAAGUGGGUGGAAGCAAAAGCCACCAGGACUAACGAUUCAAAAGUGGUUGCAGGUUUCUUGAAAACUAACAUAUUUUCCAGGUUUGGUGUGCCACGUGUGCUGAUCAGUGAUGGAGGUUCUCAUUUUUGCAACCGGACAAUCGAGGCUUUGCUGAAGAAGUAUGGGGUAACCCAUAAGGUGUCCACGCCCUACCACCCUCAGACCAGUGGCCAAGCAGAGGUGUCCAACAGGGAGAUCAAGAGGAUACUCGAAAAGACAGUGGGCCCAACAAGGAAGGAUUGGAGCCAGAGAUUAGAUGAUGCAUUGUGGGCCUACAGAACAGCCUACAAGACGCCUAUUGGGAUGUCUCCCUUUAGGUUGGCCUACGGAAAGGCAUGCCACCUUCCAGUGGAGCUAGAGCACAAGGCUUGGUGGGCUGUCCAAAAGUUCAACAUGGAUUAUGAUGAAGCGGGCCUACAUAGGAAGCUACAGCUAAAUGAGCUUGAGGAGAUAAGGAAUGAGGCCUACGAUGCUUCAUGGAUCUACAAGGAGAAGACAAAGGCCUACCAUGACAAAAUGAUCCGCGGAAAAAGCUUCCAAGUGGGCCAGAAAGUUCUGUUAUUCCAUUCCAGACUUAAGCUAUUCCCUGGUAAACUUCGUUCUCGUUGGGUUGGCCCAUUUAUAGUUACAAAUGUGUUUGCUCAUGGUGCUGUAGAGAUCAAGAGUGAGAAGACGGGGAAGGAGUUCAAGGUAAAUGGGCAUCGUCUCAAGCCCUACUAUGAGUCCUUCGUGGGGCACACAUUGGAAGAGAUACCCCUCCAGGAGGCACCCCAUGACGUGUGAACAAGGAGAAGAGUCCCGGCUGAAGGACUAUAAAUAUUAAGCGCUGCAUGGGAGGCAACCCAUUUCAACAGAAGCUGUGGAGGAGCCAUCAACGAGAGUUUGACAU